Messenger RNA from Vespa crabro (European hornet), 914 nucleotides. It is a transcript of the gene UbcE2M, whose product is annotated as NEDD8-conjugating enzyme Ubc12. The record is from RefSeq and is a predicted model, not a curated record. The coding region runs from base 153 to 698 and encodes 181 amino acids. The transcript has 4 exons. NCBI's taxonomy places the organism in Eukaryota, Metazoa, Arthropoda, Insecta, Hymenoptera, Vespidae.
AUGUGACAUUAGUUGGGGGAACGUCUCCGAAUGCGGUAAAUCGUGUUGUCAAAGAUCAUAAGUUUCUGUCUAUUUUGUUCCCCCUGUGACUAGAUUUGAAUAAAGAAUCAUUUGUAUGUCUUCUUUUAUCGCAGUCAAACGUCUAGUUUAACAUGAUCAAAUUAUUUUCGUUGAAACAAGCGAAAAAAGAUGGCGAAUCACCAAAGGCUGGGACCCAGAAAAAGGCAUCAGCAGCUCAGCUGAGAAUAACGAAAGAUAUAAACGAACUUAAUCUACCAAAAACAUGUGGUACAGAGUUUCCCGAUCCCGAUGAUUUACUGAGUUUUAAAUUAAUUAUUUGUCCAGAUGAGGGAUUUUAUAGAGGUGGUAGAUUUGUAUUCAGUUUUAAAGUUGGACCAAAUUAUCCUCACGAACCACCUAAAGUUAAAUGUGAAACUCAGGUUUAUCAUCCUAAUAUUGACUUGGAUGGCAAUGUAUGUCUCAAUAUCUUAAGAGAAGACUGGAAACCGGUUCUCACAAUUAAUUCUAUUGUUUAUGGACUUCAGUACCUUUUUCUAGAACCCAAUCCAGAAGAUCCCCUUAAUAAAGAUGCUGCAGAAGUAUUACAAAAUAAUAGAAGAGUAUUCGAACAAAAUGUAGCAAAAGCUAUGAGAGGAGGAUAUGUAGGAUCAUUUUGUUUUGAACGAUGUCUCAAGUGAUACAGUAUCCUGUCAUUGUUGCUGUAUACAUUUCUUUAGGGACUCACUUUGGGAAAAAUAUCCUGACAUACAGGGCGAAAAUAGGACAACGAGUCCUAUCACUUGCGUGAUCACUUUAUACACAUUUAUUUUCUUUAUGUUUUGCCAGGCCUAUAUACGUCAGUUUCAUCAAAUACUUUAUAUUUUUCAUUAAUAAACCUCUUAAAAUGUUUAAUA